AUGUCGUCUGCACUCAGACCAUGGCUCGAAGAUGUGCAACUCACGAUCGAAACAAAUAAACAACCCAUGCCUCCAUCCCCCAGUCCGACUGACGCUGGUCACACUCCAACAGCCCGGGAUGUUCGUUCUCUUUUAGACAACCUGCGGAGUGACCGACCGGGAAGUAGGACGGUGAUAGUUGCUCAAGAACUGGCGCGUUACAAGGUGGACGUCGUUGGCCUCAGCGAGACCCGCCGCUCCUUCGAACAAGGCCCAUUGGAGGUCACUACCGGCCACCCAAAGAUAGGGCAACGUGACGUCGGUGUCGUCGUUGUCAUGCAGAAUGACGUCGUGGGACGGCUGCCGUGUCCGCCGCAGGUCUUCAACGGCCCCCUCGUGGGCCAACGCCUCCCUCUUCGGGGAGCCAAAUUCGUCUCCGUCGUCAGCGCCAAACUCUCCCAAUGA
Messenger RNA from Spirometra erinaceieuropaei, 444 nucleotides. Lineage: Eukaryota; Metazoa; Platyhelminthes; Cestoda; Diphyllobothriidea; Diphyllobothriidae. The record is from the annotation of a GenBank genome assembly.